Rhizoctonia solani is the source of this 588-nucleotide messenger RNA. RefSeq lists its product as uncharacterized. The transcript has 4 exons. Bases 1 to 588 code for a protein of 195 amino acids. NCBI's taxonomy places the organism in Eukaryota, Fungi, Basidiomycota, Agaricomycetes, Cantharellales, Ceratobasidiaceae. The record is from RefSeq and is a predicted model, not a curated record.
AUGCCCCGUCCGAGGAAUCACUACGACCCCGAAACACACCCUAAGAAGCCGGCUCCAGCUGCAGGGCGCCGCAACCGACGGCGGCCUGUUAAAAAGGAGCGCGCAUUGCCCGACAGGAACUCACAGGAUUGGGGAGAAGCAAACAAAGAACCUGGUAAGGCGUGGGGAGAGGGUGGCAAUGCAUGGGCAGAGGCCGGCCCCACAGGGUGGGGGGAGGGGGGAUGGGCAGGGGUCGAAUCAGGUGCUUGGGGAUUAGAAGGCGACGAUGACUGGGCGCUCGAGGCAUAUACAACCAGUAAGAUUGAAAUCUGGCGUAAGCAGGUGGAGGUUUGUCCCCGCCACGAGCUCGUGCGCACCCCAUCAGCCACGAGCGAAGAACCAGCUACUAUCGAUGAAUCCUUAUUGGGACCAACAUCUUCAUCACACACUAUUGCCCCUAAAUUCUAUCGAUGGGCACUGAACUUCUUGAACCAAGAAAAGGUUUCUGCCGAUCGAAAGCGGAAAGCUCUGGCUUUCCUAAAGCGGUCGCGCCAACAACAGUUAGAGUGCAUACGCCGCUUGAUUGAAGAAAUCCGGGAGCUGUCCUAA